Molecule: messenger RNA, 678 nt
Organism: Aspergillus welwitschiae
Lineage: Eukaryota; Fungi; Ascomycota; Eurotiomycetes; Eurotiales; Aspergillaceae
Product: hemerythrin HHE cation binding domain-containing protein
Exons: 2
Coding region: 1-678 (225 amino acids)
Source: RefSeq, a predicted model, not a curated record
AUGACUAGCCGCUAUAUUCUCAACUCUUCCCGCCCUAUCCUUAGGCCUCUACUAUCUAUCCCAAAACAACACCGCUUCAUAUCCCAGUCCCCUAUCAUCAUGGCACCUCGUAUAUCCGAAGCGAUCAAGACCGACCACCGCGAGCUCGAGGACUACUACAACAAGAUCCUGAACUCUGCUACCGAGAAAGAGAAAAUCGAAUGGCAAAAUCAAUUUACUUGGGAAUUAGCCCGUCACUCGAUCGCUGAAGAGCUGGUCGUCUACCCCCAGUUCGAGAAGUCCAUCCCCGACGGCCGGGCCAUGGCAGAUAAGGACCGGAAAGAGCAUCAAUCGGUUAAAGAACAGCUGAAGAAAUUCCAGAACAUGAAACCCGCGGACCCGGAGUUCGAGUCUACUAUCAGGGCAUUGAUGAAGGACCUUUCCGAGCACAUCAAGGAAGAAGAGAGUCAAGAUCUGCCGAAGCUGGAAGACGCCGUGUCGGCGGAGGAAAGCGAGAAGCUUUCGAAGUCUUUUGGUAGGACGAAGAUGUUUGUGCCCUCGCGGUCCCAUCCUAGCGCGCCUGAUAAGCCGCCUUUUGAGACUGCCAUCGGUUUGAUGACUGCUCCGAUUGAUCAUUUGGCUGAUUUGUUUCGGAAAUGGCCGCAUACUUCGGGGAUGCCGAAUCCUUCUACGAAGUAA